AAAGAAAAUAUUCAUUACAAUAGAAUAUUAAAUGACUAUCAUAUUCAACAACAUAACAAUACUUGUCAAAAUUAAACAAUCUGCAAAUAAAAUUAAAUGCUUCUGGGAUUCCUUCUGGGACGAAGAAUAUAGAAAACAUAAAAUUUAAAUCAGAAAUUAAAAAAACGUGGGACGAAAAAACUGUGUGAAGAUGAGUAAGUUUCGUUUUUCGAUUGAUCGUGGAGGAACAUUUACUGAUGUCUAUGCUGAAUACGGGGAAAAGAUUAUUGUUAUGAAGUUGCUCUCAGAAGAUCCUGCUUAUCCUGAUGCUCCAACAGAGGCAAUUCGUAGAAUUUUAAGUGAAAAUUCUUCAAAGAUAAUCCCUGUAGAUGGUUUAGUUCCUACUGAUGAUAUUGAAUGGAUUCGCAUGGGCACAACGGUUGCUACAAAUGCUCUUCUGGAGCGUAAUGGAGAACGUAUGGCCCUUGUAAUAACAAAAGGUUUUAAAGAUCUUCUUUUUAUUGGUAACCAAGCUCGACCUAACAUUUUUGAUUUGAAAAUUGUAACGCCAGAUGUUCUAUAUGAAGAUGUUGUUGAAGUUUCUGAAAGAUUGGUCAUUCAUCAAGUAGAUUGUCAAAUAAAUGGGAAUCAUCCACUUCUUUACAAUGUAGACAAGUCACAGAUUGUUGAAGAAUGGGUAAAAGUGGAUGAAGAAGAUCUGCGUAAAAAUCUUCAGAUUCUUCUUGAUAAAGGUAUUAGAUGUCUUGCUGUUGUAUUAAUGCACAGUCAUAUUAACUCUGACCAUGAAAAAGAAGUUAAAAAGAUUGCUCAACAAAUGGGUUUUACUCAUAUCUCUUUGUCCUCAGAAGUUAUGGCAAUGGAAAAAAUAGUUUCUCGUGGAUUUACUGCAUGUGCUGAUGCCUAUCUUACGCCACAUAUCAAGAAGUAUGUUGAAAGUUUUUCUAAAGGUUUUCAAGAUCAUUUAAAAGAUGUUCCUGUGUUAUUCAUGCAAUCAAAUGGUGGUCUUACACCAGUUGAUCAAUUUAUUGGAAGUCGAGCUAUUUUAUCUGGUCCUGCUGGUGGAGUAGUUGGUUAUGCUUUGACUACAUACAAUGAGCAAACAAGACAACCUGUUAUAGGAUUUGAUAUGGGAGGUACCUCAACUGAUGUUUCCAGAUACGCUGGCAGUUUUGAAGUUAUUUUGGAGAAUGAAACCGCUGGCGUUAGUAUUCAAGCUCCUCAGCUUGACAUCAAUACUGUAGCUGCUGGAGGUGGUUCGAGAUUGUUCUUUAGGUGUGGUCGAUAUGAUGUGGGUCCUGAAUCUGCACGAGCACAUCCUGGGCCUGUUUGUUACAGAAAAAAUGGAUAUUUGGCAGUUACUGAUGCAAAUCUUGUUUUAGGAAGAAUUUUGCCGGAGUUUUUUCCACAUAUUUUUGGACCAGGUCAAAAUGAACCUUUGGACAGAGAAGGUGCUUACAGAGCUUUCCAAGAAUUAUCAAAAGAAAUCAAUGCAUUUGAUCCUUCUCACAACAAGUCUGUAGAAGAAAUAGCUAUGGGUUUUAUAACAAUUGCAGUUGAAGCCAUGUGCAAGCCAAUUCGUGUUUUAACUGAGGCUCGUGGUUAUGAUACAUCUAAACAUGUUCUAGCUUCAUUUGGCGGAGCUGGUGGUCAACAUGCUUGUGCUAUAGCGAAAGCUUUAGGAAUGUCAACCAUUUUUAUUCAUAAAUAUUCUGGUUUAUUAUCAGCUUAUGGUAUAGCUUUGGCAAAUGUUUCCUGUGAAAAGCAAGAAUCAACUGCUUACAUAUAUGAAAAAGCUAAUUUCCGUGCAAUCGAAGAAAGGAUUGAAGCUCUCUGCAAGCUAUGCGAGAAUGAUCUUGUUGCCCAUGGAUUCUCAAAGGAGAGCUUAGUUUUUGAACCACAACUUAAUAUGAAGUAUGUUGGAACAAGUGUAGCUAUUCUAGUUUCCACAGCUGAUCUUCAGGACUCUGGUAUCUGUGAUUUUAAAUAUGGCGAUUUUGAAGCAGCUUUUCUGAAGAGAUACAAAAGGGAAUUUGGUUUCACUAUUGAUGCAAAAUCAAUCAUAUUAGAUGACAUAAUUGUUAAAGGCACUGCAAAGUCUGAAGUUCCUCAGGCACAAGAAAUAGCAAGGGCUGAUAGUCCUCCAAAGAUUGAAAAGAUUGCUUCAUGUUACUUGGAUAAUAUGUUUAUUGAUACCAAAGUUUAUUUACUAAAUAAUCUUACAUAUGGUCACAAAGUAGAAGGACCUGCUAUUAUUAUAGACAAAAAUUGUACUAUUUUGGUUGAAUCAGACUGUGUUGCAAGUAUAACUAAAUAUGGUGAUAUUGAAAUUAAAGUUUCAACUGGAAAAAAUAAUAAAGUUGUUGGAACCACUCUUGACAGGAUCCAGUUGUCAAUUUUUUCUCAUCGUUUUAUGAGUACUGCAGAACAAAUGGGAAGAGUGUUGCAAAGAACUUCCUUGUCUACAAAUAUUAAGGAACGCUUAGAUUUUUCAUGCGCAAUGUUUGGUUCAGAUGGAGGACUUGUUGCUAACGCUCCUCACAUACCUGUUCAUCUUGGUGCUAUGCAAGAAACUAUUAAAUACCAGAUCAAAAUGCUUGGUGGUAGUUUAAAAGAAGGUGAUGUGCUGCUAAGCAACCAUCCAUCAGCUGGAGGAACUCAUCUUCCAGAUCUUACUGUCAUUACACCAGUAUUUUACAGUGGUGUUGAAAAACCAGUUUUUUUUGUUGCAUCUCGUGGUCAUCAUGCUGAUAUUGGUGGAACUACUCCUGGAUCAAUGCCACCAAACUCAAAGACAAUAUUUGAAGAAGGAGCUGUUUUUAAAAGCUUUAAGAUUGUCGAAAAUGGAGUUUUUCAAGAAGAAUCUCUAAAAGAAGCGCUUUUUGCCCCCAAACAGUAUCCUGGUUGUUCAGGUACACGAAAUCUUAAAGAUAAUAUUUCAGAUUUAAAAGCCCAGAUUGCUGCAAACAAUAAGGGUAUUCUUCUUAUAAAAAAUCUUAUCGAUGAGUAUGGUUUAGAUGUAGUCCAAGCUUAUAUGAGCUAUAUUCAGAAAAAUGCUGAAGAUGUUGUCAGAGAAAUGCUAAAGGAUAUUGCUUUGGCUACCAAGCUGAAGACUGGUAAAGCAGUUCUUGAAUCAUGUGACUACAUGGAUGAUGGAUCGCCUAUUAAUCUUACUGUUUCUAUUAACGAAGAGCAGGGUUCUGCAAAGUUUGACUUUACUGGAACUGGACCUCAGGUAUAUGGAAACUGCAAUGCUCCUCGUGCUGUUGCAUAUUCCGCUCUUAUUUAUUGCAUACGAUGUAUGAUUGGUAAAGAUAUACCUUUAAACCAGGGUUGCUUAGCACCAAUUGAUGUUGUUAUACCAGAGGGUUGCUUAAUCAAUCCACAUUCUGAUGCUGCUGUAGUAGGAGGAAAUGUUCUGACCAGUCAGCGACUUGUAGAUGUUAUUUUCAAAGCAUUUGAAACAUGCGCUGCUUCUCAGGGUUGCAUGAACAAUGUUACAUUUGGUGAUGGAAAUAGUGGCUAUUAUGAAACUGUGGCUGGUGGUGCUGGUGCUGGUCCAUCAUGGCAUGGUCGUAGUGGCAUUCAUACACAUAUGACAAACACAAGAAUCACCGACCCUGAAGUGCUAGAGAAGAGGUAUCCUGUGGUCUUAAAAAGUUUUUCAGUCCGCCUAGGAAGUGGUGGACGUGGUAAAUUCAAUGGUGGUGAUGGAAUAGUGAGAGAGCUGUUGUUUCGAAGAGAACAAACACUAUCUGUACUUACUGAAAGGCGAGCUCUUCAUCCUUAUGGUUUGAAAGGUGGCGAACCCGGUUCAAAAGGAUUGAACUUGUUAAUUUUAGCAGAUGGUUAUGUUAUAAACCUUGGUGCAAAAACAUCUGUACCUGUAAAAGCAGGAGACUUAUACCGCAUGCUUACACCAGGAGGCGGUGGUUUUGGCUUCCCUUCUGACAGUAUUGCAGAAACCCAAGAAAAGAAAAAAAUGCGAUAUGACGAACUUUCUUUUGGAAGUUUAAAUCGUUACAAGAUGAUACAGGACUCGGCUUGAUUGCUGUAUUUUAUUAUAGAACAUGAUUUUUAAAAUUUAAA
Molecule: messenger RNA, 4086 nt
Organism: Hydra vulgaris (swiftwater hydra)
Lineage: Eukaryota; Metazoa; Cnidaria; Hydrozoa; Anthoathecata; Hydridae
Product: 5-oxoprolinase
Biological process (GO): glutathione metabolic process
Cellular component (GO): cytosol
Molecular function (GO): 5-oxoprolinase (ATP-hydrolyzing) activity
Source: RefSeq, a predicted model, not a curated record